Lachancea fermentati is the source of this 930-nucleotide messenger RNA. The record is from the annotation of a GenBank genome assembly. NCBI's taxonomy places the organism in Eukaryota, Fungi, Ascomycota, Saccharomycetes, Saccharomycetales, Saccharomycetaceae.
AUGUUAAGGAUCUCAGGUGCAUCAAAAUCAUUCACGAGGACAUAUCUUGCACCCAAAUUGGAACAUCUAACGAAAGGAAAGGGCCUUCCUGGCCUCUUCUCCGCCAAUGGGCUGCAGACAGCGUGGUUUGACAGAGCAGAUUUUUACACUGAAAAUUUGAACAGAUUCGUUAGCCAGACAGAGGAAAAGCCAUUGGAGACUAUCGUUUUUGAAAACGCUAAAUCAGCUGCUAAGCGUGAUAUUUUUAACUAUGCGUCCCUUCUAUACAAUUUACGGUUUUCAAUGUCGUCCCUUCAUGGUUGUAAUAAAGGACUUCCUACCGAGAAACCAGAUGCGGGUGCUCCUUUAGCAACCCCUGCCCUAGACCUCAAGUUCCAAAAUGAACCUCUAGAAACAGGUAACGAGAAACUGCAUGCAGCUCUUAUCUCGUCGUUUGGAUCAAUUGUGGAGUUUAGAUCUCUGCUAUUAAAUUCCAACUUAGCAAUCUCUGGUGACGGAUAUACUUGGUUAGUCGCAAGAAAACAUACCACAUUGCACCGCGAUUCGCAUUUAGCUGGCAUGGUGGAGUUUGAUAAUCUCUUUGUUCUCAACACGUACAAUAGUGGAUCUCCCUUCAACUUUAAUAAGGUCAGGUACAUGGAAGACUUGAAGAAACAACUCGCUAAGAAGCAACCCCCCAUUGAGGAAGAAGAAGAUGAGGAAAGUCCGUUCCAAAUAAAGAGCAUCGAAGAGGCCAGACAGACGGAAUCAUACAAGGACACUACAUAUGUCCCUCUACUUGCGAUCGAUGCCUCUCCAAAGGCUUGGCUACAAGACUAUGGCGUAUUCGGUAAGCAAGAUUACCUCGAACGGGUUUGGGAGUCCAUUGAAUGGAACAUUGUAGAGCAAAGACUUCCUCCUAAAGCACCAAACCAUCAACUCAAUAUAUAG